Molecule: messenger RNA, 486 nt
Organism: Saccharomyces kudriavzevii IFO 1802
Lineage: Eukaryota; Fungi; Ascomycota; Saccharomycetes; Saccharomycetales; Saccharomycetaceae
Gene: TPM2
Product: tropomyosin TPM2
Exons: 1
Coding region: 1-486 (161 amino acids)
Biological process (GO): mitotic cytokinesis; actin filament organization
Cellular component (GO): actomyosin contractile ring; actin filament
Molecular function (GO): actin filament binding
Source: RefSeq, a predicted model, not a curated record
AUGGAAAAGAUUAGGGAAAAAUUGAACAGCUUGAAAUUAGAAUCGGAAUCGUGGCAAGAAAAAUACGAAGAACUUAGACAACAGGUCAAGGACUUGGACCAAUCUAACAUUGAAAAAGAGAAUGAGAUCAAGUCAUUGUCCACUAAAAAUGAACAAUUAGAUAAUGAAGUGGAGAAGUUAGAAAAUCAAUUGGCUGAUACUAAACAAUUGGCAGAAGAUUCCAAUAAUCUAAGAUCUAAUAACGAAAACUACACCAAGAAGAACCAGGAUCUAGAACAACAGCUGGAAGACAGUGAAACCAAAUUAAAGGAAGCAUUGGAUAAAUUGAAAGAGGCAGACUUGAACUCUGAGCAAAUGGGUAGAAAGAUUGUUGCUUUGGGGGAAGAAAGAGACGAUUGGGAAAAGAAAUGUGAAGAAUUUCAAAGCAAGUAUGAAGAAGCCAAAAAGGAAUUGGACGAAAUUGCUAAUUCUUUGGAAAAUUUAUGA